GGACGUGAAAUUCCAAUUGUUCAUCGCGUCAUAAAGGUUCAUGAGCGCCAAGACACUGGAGAAGUUAAUGUCCUUACAAAAGGAGACAACAACUUUGGUGAUGACAGACUUCUCUAUGCUCAUGGUCAACUGUGGCUGCAACGGCAUCACAUUAUGGGGAGAGCUGUUGGGUUCUUGCCUUAUGUUGGAUGGGUGACCAUAAUCAUGACGGAAAAGCCAAUUAUCAAGUAUAUAUUGAUAGGUGCGCUGGGAUUGUUGGUCAUCACAUCAAAAGAUUAGUGGACCAUGGCUUCACAUCAUGGGCACAAAUGAUAGCUUGAAAUUAAAGAGAACUAACUAUGUAUCUGCCAUUUUCAAGAAUCAAGACUCAUUUUUGGACAAUAGAAUACUCUCUCUCUCUCUCUCUC
Molecule: messenger RNA, 407 nt
Organism: Nicotiana tabacum (common tobacco)
Lineage: Eukaryota; Viridiplantae; Streptophyta; Magnoliopsida; Solanales; Solanaceae
Source: RefSeq, a predicted model, not a curated record